AUGGCUAAACUACCACCAUCCAGACCAGAUCUGCUUGCUCAUUACAUGUCCCUUGACCAGGGCGACAGCAUCCAAGCUGAGUAUAUCUGGAUCGAUGGCGACGGCGAGCUCCGUAGCAAAACCACGACUGUAAACCACAAGGUCGAAUCGAUACAAGAGCUCAAGGAAUGGAACUUUGACGGAUCCAGUACAAAUCAAGCCCCUGGACACGACAGCGACAUCUACCUCCGCCCAGCCGCUUUCUUCAGGGAUCCUUUCCGCAAGGGCAACAACAUCCUUGUUAUCGCUGAGUGCUACAACAGCGACGGUACCCCUAACAAGACCAACUACCGUCAUUACGCCAAGAAAGCCAUGGACCUUGCCAAGGACGAGGAUCCUUGGUUCGGUAUCGAACAAGAGUACACUCUUUUUGACGCUGAUGGCUCCCCUUACGGCUGGCCUAAAGGCGGUUUCCCUGCCCCACAAGGUCCUUACUACUGUGGUGUCGGUGCCGGCAAGGUCUUUGCCCGUGACUUGAUCGAGUCCCACUACCGUGCAUGUCUCUACGCUGGUGUAAAUAUCUCCGGAAUCAACGCUGAGGUUAUGCCUUCUCAAUGGGAGUACCAGGUUGGUCCUUGCGCCGGUAUCGACAUGGGUGAUCACCUCACCCUUGCCCGUUUCCUUCUUGCAAGGAUCGCUGAGGACUUUGGUAUCGUCGUCAGUCUCCAUCCUAAGCCAUUCGCUACUGGUGAGUGGAACGGCGCUGGUGCCCACACCAACUUGAGUACUACCUCUACCCGUACCCCUGGCAAGGGUAUGAAGGCCAUUGAGGAUAUGAUCAUGAAGCUCGAGAAGAAACAUGCCGAGCACAUUGCUGCUUACGGUGAUGACAAUGAAUUACGUCUUACCGGAAAGCACGAAACCGGAAAUAUCGCAGACUUCUCUUCUGGCGUUGCCAACAGAGGCUGCUCGAUUAGAGUACCACGUCAUGUUGCUGAGCAAGGCUACGGUUACUUUGAAGAUCGUCGUCCAGCUUCCAACAUCGAUCCAUACCGUGUCACAGGUCUCUGUGUCAACACUAUGCUCUUGGAUUAG
Molecule: messenger RNA, 1074 nt
Organism: Wallemia ichthyophaga EXF-994
Lineage: Eukaryota; Fungi; Basidiomycota; Wallemiomycetes; Wallemiales; Wallemiaceae
Product: Glutamine synthetase
Exons: 5
Coding region: 1-1074 (357 amino acids)
Cellular component (GO): cytoplasm
Molecular function (GO): glutamine synthetase activity
Source: RefSeq, a predicted model, not a curated record